AUGGUAAACUCAAAUACAAGCUACUCGGCUGCGGCCCUCUCCCUUCUGACCUCCUGCGGCGGUAUCAUCGGGUAUGCACGUACAGGAUCUAUUCCGUCAAUCGCUGCGGGCCUCACAAUUGGGGCGCUCUACGCUAUAAGCUACUUCCGCCUCCAAGGCCACCAGCCUUACGGAGAAGAAAUUGGCCUUCUUGCUUCCGCAGUUCUAGGAGGCAGCUCUAUUCCAAGGGUUAUUAAAACUGGAGGAAAACCCAUACCCGUGGGUUUGAGCAUAUUGGCGACCUAUGGGCUGGUUGCGUUCGGACUGGCUUAUAGAGAUAAGAAGACAUCUUCGUAG
Molecule: messenger RNA, 336 nt
Organism: Microsporum canis CBS 113480
Lineage: Eukaryota; Fungi; Ascomycota; Eurotiomycetes; Onygenales; Arthrodermataceae
Product: transmembrane 14C domain-containing protein
Exons: 2
Coding region: 1-336 (111 amino acids)
Cellular component (GO): membrane
Source: RefSeq, a predicted model, not a curated record